GGUGUGGCUUCUUCACUCCCUCCUCUCUCUCUUAUCCAUCACAGAAAACCCAUCAAAAGCCAAGCCCUUCUCUACCCACUUCUUCUUCUUAACACUCGUUCAACCCUCGUCUCAAAUUCAACAACACCAUUAAUUAGCAGCUAAUUAAUGGCGUUGUCGAGUCCUCAGUUGCAGAGAUUCCUAUCCAACUCCAACCGAAUAGACUUGUGCAACUAUUAUGGCUACAACAAAACCACUUCUAGUACCAAGAAGAAGAACAACAUCAACAUACCAGUCAAGGGAAGAGGAACCAGGUGUUGCUCUGCAAUCGCAAUCGAUGCGCCGUCGUCGUUGUCCACCGGUGUGGCCGGCGUUAGAUGGGGUUCCACACGUUUACAGGGUGCCCGUGAAGAGAUGGAAGAUGAUGUUGUUAUUGUCCGGUCCGAUGACCUCGGUGGUUUCUCAUUUGCUGCUGUUUUUGAUGGACAUGCUGGCUUCUCUUCCGUCAAAUUCCUCAGGGAUGAGCUUUACAAAGAGUGUGUUAAGGCUUUACAAGGUGGGUUGCUGUUAAGUGGCAAGGACUUCAACAGCAUUAGAAAGGCAUUAAAGGAGGCUUUUGAAAACGCCGAUGCAAAAUUGUUAAAUUGGCUUGAUGAGAACGGAGAGGAAGUCGAAUCUGGUUCAACAGCUACUGUUAUGUUCCUUGGAAAUGAGAAGAUCUUUAUUGCACAUGUUGGUGACUCGUGUGUGGUUUUAUCGUGCACUGGUAAAGCAGAAGUAUUAACCAAUCCUCAUCGACCCUAUGGAAGCAAUAAGGCUUCUCUUCAAGAAAUCAGGCGGAUCGGAGAAGCAGGUGGAUGGAUUGUCAAUGGGAGAAUUUGUGGAGACAUCUCAGUAUCCCGUGCUUUUGGCGACAUGCGAUUUAAGACAAAGAAGAAUGAGAUGCUGGAGAAGGGAGUUAAGGAAGGGAGAUGGUCACAAAAAUUUGUUUCUCGAAUAAAAUUUAGUGGAGACUUGGUUACGGUAACUCCCGAUAUUUUUCAAGUUCCUCUUGGCUCAGAUGCAGAAUUUAUAAUAUUAGCAUCUGAUGGCUUAUGGGAUUACAUGAACAGCUCAGAAGCAGUUAAUUUUGUUAGGAAUCAGCUUCGGCAACACGGAGAUGUUCAGUUAGCUUGUGAGGCACUUGGAAGAGCAGCUUUGGACCGACGCUCACAAGAUAAUGUCAGCAUCGUCAUUGCUGAUUUGGGGAGGACAGAUUGGCAAAGUUUGCCUCGUCAGAAGGAAAAUUUUGCUUAUGAACUGGGCCAAGCUUUUGCUACUAUCGGGAUUGUGUCAUUAGGAAUAUGGAUGUCAUCUCUGCUUUCUACAUGAGUUUUCAAGCCUCCUGACUUUGUAAAUAAAUCCUCACAGAUUUCCAAUAUAUUUUGUAUCUAGAUAUAUUUUGUAAUUGUACAUGUAUCGCAUCUUAUUGAUAUUAAUAAAUGUGUCUCAGAAGAAUCUCAAAUGAUUGUCAUUUACAUUCA
Camellia sinensis is the source of this 1502-nucleotide messenger RNA. It is a transcript of the gene TAP38, whose product is annotated as thylakoid-associated phosphatase 38. Lineage: Eukaryota; Viridiplantae; Streptophyta; Magnoliopsida; Ericales; Theaceae. Gene Ontology annotation, molecular function: cation binding; protein serine/threonine phosphatase activity. The record is from RefSeq and is a predicted model, not a curated record. Gene Ontology annotation, biological process: protein dephosphorylation.